Molecule: messenger RNA, 805 nt
Organism: Cydia amplana
Lineage: Eukaryota; Metazoa; Arthropoda; Insecta; Lepidoptera; Tortricidae
Exons: 4
Coding region: 80-805 (241 amino acids)
Source: RefSeq, a predicted model, not a curated record
AAUCAAAGAACACUGAUCGAUGGAAACAAUGUGACACAUGAACUUGAGAGACUUAGUUUAACAUAAUAAUUAAAUAAAUAUGAUUCUGUUUCUGAUAGGGCUAAGUACGUUUAGUAUAGGACUAAGCCAUGCGUCAACUUGUCAUAGCUUACAGCAAUCACAGCUGGCAUCGCUCAAUGAGCGAAUGAAUCAGAUGAUCAACGCGCUGUACCCAUUCUCCAAGGCCAAGACGUCUGUGACAUCGUAUCAAAGUUCAACACCCGCACCGCCCAGUGAAUACUCGCCAGUAUCUCCCUACGACCCGUCUUGCUACCAGUACCCACCCUCAGGGUACCAAGCGCCGUCGCCACAGGUCAUCUACAUGUCACAGCCGCAGUCUUCGUCAACGGUAGCCAUAUCUCCACCUUCACCUGGAAACCCGCCUACAGUUACGAUAUCCACUACUCGGUCAUGUUACCCUCAGUAUGAACAGGAGUACGCGUAUGAAGCGCCUAAAUACCCGCCCCAGUAUUAUGAGUACACAUACCCUCAGUACGCGCCGCCUCCGCCGUACUCAGCCUCGCAGUACACGCAGCCAGAAUGUAGCUGUCAGCAGGAGUACCCUCCACAGCAACCUAGACGACCUGCGCCGUCGACGCCUCCGCAAACAGAGUAUCAAAACUGCCCGCCAGCGCCUCCGUGCUCGCCACCACCACCAUAUCAGCCCACUAACUACCCGCCGGCACCAUCAUCCCCAUACACGCAACCAUACGCGCCUAUAUUUUUAAAAAUUGUGCGAGAUAUGAUAGAUUCGAUAUUAAUUUGA